This is a messenger RNA of Bursaphelenchus xylophilus (pine wood nematode), 4864 nucleotides long. The record is from the annotation of a GenBank genome assembly. NCBI's taxonomy places the organism in Eukaryota, Metazoa, Nematoda, Chromadorea, Rhabditida, Aphelenchoididae.
AUGGUGAGUGUUUUUUGUUAUCGGUGGAUGGAUUUUUAUUGAAAUUAUGAAGGGAAAAAGCUUGCAGUUUCCUCAGAUUUGACUUGCGUAAUCUAGAAGCAAGUUAUGUGCAACAAAUUGCAAAUGACCUGAAAGAAAAUUUGUUAUAGAAAGGCUUCGCUAUGAGGUUCAUUUUACCCUAAAAUCGACUCGCGGACCUCUGAAAUUGCUCGUUAUAGACAGGCUUUCUUGUACGGAAGUUUGAUGUACCCAGUUUUCCCUAUUAUAUCUCAGUCUGUCGGGAAAAUAAUGAGCACAAUGCCGAUGUAAUUCGGUCUCAAUUUCGACUUGAAACAGCGUUAGUGGAGAGAAAAAUCUUGGUUUUUUACGGCUGACUUUUAAUACCAGUCCGUCGAGAAAAUAAUGAGCAAAAAUGUCGCUGCGCCAAUUGCGUCGGCGAAGUGAAAAGCAAUUUGAUUUUGUCGCGACAUAAUUCAUUUUCUCGGCGGCGAUGCGAUUUUUGAUGCCACAGAGUCCUCAUUAUUUUCCCGACAGACUGAUGCCGUGCUGGACAGAAUUAUAAUCGAGUUUUUUUUUGCUAGAAGUGUUUCUCUCAAAUCGAAAAGACUGUUUUUAAACGAGAUAUUAUGUAAAAUAUCUCGUUUGAUCAUGCAAAACGCGACGCAAAAUUUUAAAUAAUGAACACGUAAACAAGCUUGGCCUUAUUUCUAGCUCGAUUUAACACAAACUUCUUUCAGACAACCUAUGAGAAAGGCGAGAAACCGGCAAACGGACAAUUCCACUCGUUCGACCAUGUCCGCUUCUACGUUGGGAAUGCGAAACAAGCCGCGUAUUGGUACUGCGCCAACUUUGGCUUCAAACCCUUUGCCUACAAGGGCUUGGAGACGGGCAGUCGGUUGGUGACUGCACAUGCCAUUAAACAAGACAAGGUAAGUUGAUUUACUAUUACGGAAAUACAUAUUUUCCAGAGGGUAGUCAGCUUGACUUGUAAGGCUUGUUUGGCCAAUAAAGAAAAAGUCGGUGGGCUAAAAUUGAGAAAAAAUAAAUUAUUGGAACCCCCGGGGCCUCUAGUUUUAGGAUAUUUAGCUUUUUAACCUUAAUGCCCUUUGGCAAUCACCGAAUAAAAAGUUUUCUCAAAAACUCAAUUUUUUGUCAUAGCCAUUGGAAAACUUCAAUUUUAACAAAAACCCCUGAGGGCAUGCAGAUAAAAACCGCAUGCCCUGAAAAAUGGGAUGACUUAUGGGUCCUAAUAAAUUCAUUUUUAUACAUUUUACUCCAGUAAUUCACCAGUUAUGGGCAAAAAAGUUUCAAAUAUCCGAAAGAGUAGUCAGGUUGACUUGGAAGUCUUCUUUGGCCGAUAAAUAAAAAAGUAGCGGACUAAAGUGGAUGAAAAAUCUAUUUUAAAGACCGUCAGGGCCUUUUUUUUUGAGGGCAUUUAAUUUUUUUACCUUAGCGCCCUCCGGCAAUCAGCGAAUAAAACUUUUUCUCAAAAACAGAAAUAUUUGCCAUAGUCCUUGAAAAAGCUUUGAUUUUGACAAAGCCCUUGAGGGCGUACUAGAAAACAAUAUGCCAAAGUCACUGGGAUGGCCUGUGGGUCCUUGCAAUAUCAUUUCUGUACAUUUUACCUCAGUAAUUCCCGAGUUAUCACCAAAAGAGUGCAACCAAUCCAAAAAAAUCAUUUUUCAGAUUAUCUUCGUCUUCGAAUCCGCAUUGCUCCCGGGAAACCAGGAGAUGGGCGACCAUCUCGUUCAACAUGGCGACGGAGUCCGCGAUGUUGCUUUCUCGGUCGACAAUGUUGACUGGAUCGUGGAUUACGCCAAGAAACAGGGCGCCAAAGUUGUUCAAGACGUGACGGAGGAGAAGGACGAAAAUGGAAGUGUGAAGAUCGCCAGACUUCAGACAGUAAGCAAUUUUUUUAAAGCUCAAUGUUUAUGUAAAGUAAUAUCAGUCUGUCGGGAAGAUAAUGUGGAUUUGUCGUCUCUUGAAAUCGCCUAUCAUCGCUUUGAAAGCCUUGGCUGAAGAUUUGGUGCGCAAUUGCGAAGAGGGAAGACAUUUAACUGCGAAAAAUCCACAUUAUUUUCCCGACAGAAAAUUUUUUAAAUACUGACCUGUUCCAGUGGCAAAAAAAUUACCAUUUUGCAUCCGCGGAGUAUUAAAAAAUUUGGCAAAAUGUCUCCUUCUCCUUUGAAACCGGAGUUUUUUCACAUGGAGAAAGAGACAUUUUGCCACAUUUUUUUGAUGCUUCCCGGAUGCAAAAUGGUACAUUUUUUUGCCACUGGAUCAGGCCAGUAGUAAAAAACGUUCUGUCGGGAAAAUAAUGUGGACUUGUCGCGUCUUGAAAUCGCCUAUCAUCGCUUUUGUGAGCCUUGGCUGUAAAUUUGAUGCGCCACCGCGAAAAGGCGAGACAUUUUGCCGCGACAAAUCCACAUUACUUUUUCGACAGACUGAUAUUACUUUACAUAUAUACUCGUCGUCAAUUUUAAUAUUAUGGAACCCCAUUUUUUAUGUUUUUCUUACUUUUUCGGCCCAUAAAUCUUUCAAAAAUCUUUUCCGCAUAGUGAAAAUCGCAAUUUAAAAACUCCCAAAAAUGUUAAAGACGUAUUUUACCCUCCAUUUUAACCCCAUUUGCCCUCUAUUUCACCCCCAUUUACCCUCUAUUUCACCCCCUCUUGCAGUACGGCGACACCAUUCACACGCUGGUGGAGCGUCACAACUACAGCGGCCUGUUCCUGCCCGGCUUCAAGCCGCAUCCCGGCUCCACGGCGCUCUUCGACGUGCUGCCCAACGUGGGGCUGAACUUCAUUGACCACUGCGUUGGGAACCAGCCCGAUCUGGAGAUGGAGUCGGCGGCGCAGUGGUACGAAAAGGUCCUGCUGUUCCACCGGUUCUGGAGCGUGGACGACUCCAUUAUCCACACCGACUACUCGGCGCUCCGGUCGGUGGUGGUGACGAACUAUGAAGAGACGAUCAAAAUGCCCAUCAAUGAGCCGGCGCAGGGCAAGAAGGCGGUCUCGCAGAUUCAGGUGAGGGGAGAGGCGAGCGGAAAUUGUGCAGCGGUUUUUUUAUUUUGCAUGAAAUUUUUUUUUUGUAUGAAUUUGUAAUAUUGGUCUGUAGGCAGUUUUAUUGUAUAUUAGAAGUCUGUCGGGAAAAUAAUGAGCACUCUGUCGCAGCGAAAAUCGCAUCGCCGCCGAGAAAAUGACUUAUGUCGCGACAAAAUCAAAUUGCUUUUCACGUCAGUGACACAAUUGGGCUCAUUAUUUUCCCGACCGAUACAGUGGCAAAAACGUACCAUUUUGCAUCAAGGAAGGAACAAAAAUGUCGCAAAAUACCUCCCUCGCCCUCUCUCUUUUUGUGAGGGAAAGAGCGUGUUUUUCAAAAUGCAGUUUUCUUACUUGUAGAGGGAGGCAUUUUGCUACAUUUUUUGAUACUUCUCGGAUGAAAAAUGGUACGUUUUUUGCCACUGGAUCAGGUCCGUCGCUGUAGAUGAAAAGCUGAAAUGCUCCAAGUGCGACGCUCAGAUUUUGAUAAAAAUUGGUACAAAUUUAGAAUAAUUUUUUUAAAAAUGUAUGUGAGAAUCCCAGCUCGCGCUUUGCAAAAACAACCGAGAUUUUUAGAUCGAAAGUUGGGGAAAAUUUUACACUUUUUGCCGAAUUUCGGCACGAAAAUUUGCAUGUCUAUUUCUACCACAGAGGGUGUUGUUUCCACAAAAAAUAAAGUUUUCCCGUACGAAACUGGCAAAGAUACGGCCAAAAAGUGUUUUUUCUCUGAACGCUCUCCGCGUUUCGCGUACUCUCUCGGCCGCAAAUAUCGUUCAAUAUCUCGGCGGCGCUUGCAAAGCGCGAGCUAAAACUUUCAGGAAUUGAUAUUUGGUUCAUGCCCGACAUGUGUGCAAAAUUUAAAGAAAAUCUGAGCGUCGCACUUGGGGUACUUCCCCUGUAAAUUUUAUUUUUUUUUUUUGUUGGCCUACUUGUUCAAAAUUUCAUUUUUUGGCGUAUCUCCGGUAUGGCUGCAAAGAAGGAGCUAAAAUUUUUUGAGAUUAAAAUGUGGCCAAAUUGCAUUCCAUGGGAUGAAUUUGAAGAAAGUCUGAGCAUCACGCCGCAAGAGCUGUCCAAAAAAGUUGGCCUAGUUACCUAAAUUUUAGUUUUUUGUUGGCCUACUUGUUCAAAAUUUCAUUCUUUGGCUGGCCUACAGUGACGGGCCUGAUCCAGUGGCAAAAAACGUACCAUUUUGCAUCUGGGAAGCAUCAAAAAUGCGGCAAAAUACUUCCCUGUCCAUGUGAAAAACCUCACAAAAAUAGUGGUGCGCUUUUGAAAUCAUAAUUUUUUCACUUGAAGAAGGAGGUAUUUUGCCGCAUUUUUGAUGCUUCCCGGAAGCAAAAUGGCACGUUUUCUGCCUCUGGAUCAGUAUUUAGCAACUGUAAUUUUUGUAAGUUUCUUUUCAGGAAUUCGUCGACUACUACGGCGGCGCUGGUGUUCAACACAUUGCUCUCAACACCACCGACAUCAUCACCGCGAUCACGGCGCUCCGGGCACGCGGCAUGGAAUUCCUCCGAAUCCCCGACUCCUACUACGUCAACCUGAAGGAGCGGCUGGCCAAGUCGCGCACCACCGUCGUGGAGGACAUGAGCAAACUGCAGGAGCUUCAAAUUCUCGUCGACUUCGACGAGAACGGCUACCUGUUGCAGAUCUUUUCGAAGCCCUGCCAGGAUCGGCCCACCCUCUUCAUCGAAAUCAUCCAACGCCAGAAUCAUCAAGGCUUCGGCGCUGGAAAUUUCCAAGCGUUAUUCGAGUCAAUUGAGCUGGAACAAAACGAGCGGGGCAACUUGUUCUACAAGGACGUCAAAACUGGAGGAGACCGACUAUAA